CUAGUCUCACACUGCAAAUCUAACUGGCAGAGGACAGGAGUAGGCACCUCACUCACUGCUGCUGUGCCUUUCAGCUUCUCCAGCCCCCUCGUGGGCCUGAUCCUACUAGCUCCCAGGUGGGCACAGAAUGCUGGCCUGUUACCGACCCCCGGGGAACGAGACGCUGCUGAGCUGGAAGGCCUCGCGGGUCACAGGCACGGCCUUCCUGCUGCUGGCGGCGCUGCUGGGACUGCCGGGCAAUGGCUUCGUAGUGUGGAGCUUGGCGGGUUGGCGGCCCGCAAGGGGGCGACCGCUGGCGGCCACGCUGGUGCUGCACCUGGCGCUGGCCGACGGCGCGGUGCUGCUGCUCACGCCUCUCUUCGCGACCUUCCUGGCGGGGCAGGCGUGGCCGCUGGGCCAGGCGGGCUGCAAGGCGGUGUACUACGUGUGCGCGCUCAGCAUGUACGCCAGCGUCCUGCUCACCAGCCUGCUCAGCCUGCAGCGCUGCCUCGCCGUCACCCGCCCUUUCCUGGCGCCCCGGCUGCGCAGUCCGGCCCUGGCCCGCCGCUUGCUGCUGGCCGUCUGGCUGGCCGCUCUGCUGCUCGCAGCCCCGGCCGCCGUCUACCGCCACCUGUGGGGAGACCGCGUGUGCCAGCUGUGCCACCCGUCGCCGGCCCACGCCGCGGCCCACCUGAGCCUGGAGACGCUGACCGCCUUCGUGCUUCCUUUCGGGCUGGUGCUCGGCUGCUACGGCGUGACGCUGGCGCGGCUGCGGGGCGCCCGCUGGGGCGCCGGGCGGCGCAGGACGCGGGUGGGCCGGCUGGUGAGCGCCAUCGUGCUCGCCUUCGGCUUGCUCUGGGCGCCCUACCACGUGGUCAACAUUCUGCAGGUGGUCGCCGCGCUGGCUCCGCCGGAAGGGGCCUUGGCCAGGCUGGGCGGGGCGGGCCAGGCAGCGAGAGCUGGAACUACAGCUUUGGCCUUCUUCAGCUCCAGCGUCAACCCGGUGCUCUACGUCUUCACCGCAGGGGAUCUGCUGCCCCGGGCAGGUCCCCGCUUCCUUACAAGACUCUUUGAGGGCUCUGGAGAGGCCCGAGGCGGGGGCCGCUCUAGGGAGGGGACCAUGGAGCUCCGAACUACCCCUCGGCUCAAAGUGGUGGGGCAGGGCCGGGGCGAUGGAGACCCUGGGGGCGGGGUGGAGAAGGACAGUCAGGGAUGGGACCCUUGACACCAAAC
Messenger RNA from Acinonyx jubatus (cheetah), 1212 nucleotides. RefSeq names its product leukotriene B4 receptor 2 (gene LTB4R2). The coding region runs from base 128 to 1204 and encodes 358 amino acids. Gene Ontology annotation, molecular function: leukotriene B4 receptor activity; G protein-coupled peptide receptor activity. Gene Ontology annotation, cellular component: membrane. The record is from RefSeq and is a predicted model, not a curated record. The transcript has 2 exons. NCBI's taxonomy places the organism in Eukaryota, Metazoa, Chordata, Mammalia, Carnivora, Felidae. Gene Ontology annotation, biological process: inflammatory response; neuropeptide signaling pathway.